CAUGUUUUGGUGCCCGUUAUUGUUCAAUUUUGACUUUCCUUUGUGCACUUGUGCAACCUGUGGCGGAAGUCCGCAUAUGAAGCCGUGUGGAAGCAGAUUCUGCAAUGGUACGCGCAAUUUCCGAAGUGUGGGUGCACUUCACAGUCGGGGAGACCGUUGGCGGGAAACGGGGACCCGCUGUCUGUAAGUACUGCAACAGCAGCUACGCUUUUCCCAAUGCGACUCGCCUUUCCAAGCACAUUGCUCAGUGCGUGAAAUACCCAAGACAGGAAGUGACACCACGAAGCCGCUCUCGCAGCCCUUCAUGUAGCAGUCUCAGUUCAUGCGAAAAUAACGGCGCAGUAAGCAGCACAGCAAGCAGUGCAGCCUCAGCGACUGGAAGGGUUACUCACUUCGUCGAUACGAUGACACUUCAAGCGCAGAAGAACGCCGAUAAAGCAUUGGCAAAGGCGAUAUAUGCUUCCAACUCGCCGUUUUCCUUGGUUACAAAUGACUAUUGGCAGGCAGCAUUUAAAGCACUCAGAUCAUCUUACAAGCCCCCGAGCCGGCACAGCUUGGCUGGUCCACUGCUCGACGCUGAGUACGAGGCGGCUACCGUAUCCAUGAAUAAUUCUAUUGAAAAGGCUUCAUGUAUCACCCUUGUCACGGACGGCUGGACUAACGUCGAAGGUGAGUCAGUUAUAAACUUUGUACUCUGCACACCAUCGCCAUUGUUUUUCAAGUCAGUCACCACCGGCACCAACAGGCAUACUGCGGCCUAUAUGACAGAAGAAAUCUGUGCUGUUAUGGAAUCGGUCGGUAGCUCAAAGGUAAAGGCUCUGGUAACCGACAAUGCAAGCAAUAUGAAAGCGGCAUGGGCUCUUGUUAUUGAGCGAUUUCCUCAUGUUACAGCGAUUGGUUGCGCCGCACACUCUCUGAACCUGUUGAUGAAUGAUCUCCUUACACUUGGCACAAUCCACGAUGUGCACAAGCAGGCGAAAGAUAUAAUCAAAUACGUGAAGCAAACCCACGUGGUAUUGGCCACAUUCAAAGAAAGGCAGGAAUCGAAGUACGGCAAAAAUAUGAGCUGCAGCCUUAAGCUUCCAAGCAAGACAAGAUGGAGUGGUGUCUGUCUCUCCUUUGAAAGCCUCUUGAAAAACAAGUAGGUUUUGCAGGAAAUAGCUAUAAUGGAAAACUUGAAGUUCGACAAGACUCUUAGGCUGGUCGUUCUGGACGAAGAAGAGUUCUGGGUCGCAUUGAAAUCAUGCCAUACUUUGCUGCAACCCAUCGCAAAGGCUAUCAAAGCUGUAGAAAGUGACGGAGCCCUGUUGUCCGACGUCACAAAUUUGUUUCACAACCUAGCGGAGGAGAUUCACUCGAAUCUGCAGUGCUCUGUUCUUUUGCAGAGGUGAGCGAGAUCUCGCCGAAAAAGCCUUAAAGACACGCAAAGAGUUUACAGUUCAUCCCGUGCACUCUGCAGCAAACUUACUUGACCCAAGGUACAAGGGGAAAAAUCUGACUGACGAAGAAGUCUUGU
Molecule: messenger RNA, 1516 nt
Organism: Rhipicephalus sanguineus (brown dog tick)
Lineage: Eukaryota; Metazoa; Arthropoda; Arachnida; Ixodida; Ixodidae
Exons: 1
Coding region: 105-1145 (346 amino acids)
Molecular function (GO): DNA binding
Source: RefSeq, a predicted model, not a curated record